AUCCGGAGCCGCGGGUGGCAGCAGCAGAAACGAUGAGGAGGAAGAUUUAGAAAUUGGCCUGAAGGAGGGACCCUCCCUCUGGCGCGGCAUGCGAUGUUAAUUCUGGGGCAUUGAUGUUUUACAAUGCCUGAUCAAGACAAAAAGGUGAAGACCACAGAAAAAUCAACUGAUAAAAAACAACAAGGAAUCACCACCAGGGACUAUUCAGAUCUUAAAAGACUUCGUUGCCUUUUGAACGUCCAGUCAAGCAAACAACAGCUUCCAGCCAUUAACUUCGAUAGUGCCCAAAAUAGCAUGACGAAGACUGAGCACAUCAUCAAGGUGGGUGGACACAGAGCCCGAAGUCAGUGGCAUGAGUCCACAGAAGCUGUUGAACUUGAAAAUUUUAGUAUAAACUACAAGAAUGAGAGAAACUUCAGCAAACAUCCCCAGCAUAAACUAUUUCAGGAGAUCUUUACAGCCUUGGUGAAAAAUAGACUCAUCUGCAGAGAGUGGGUUCAUCGAGCCCCAUCUAUUCACUUUCUGAGAGUGUUAAUCUGUCUGAGACUACUAAUGAGGGAUCCAUGUUAUCAGGAAAUACUCCAUAGCUUGGGUGGAAUUGAAAACCUAGCUCAGUACAUGGAGACUGUGGCCAAUGAGUACCUAGGCUAUGGAGAGGAGCCGCACAGUGUGGACAAGCUGGUCAACAUGACGUAUAUUUUUCAAAAACUUGCUGCUGUCAAAGACCAAAGAGAAUGGGUCACCACAAGCGGAGCACAUAAGACAUUAGUAAAUUUACUUGGUGCCCGAGAUACUAAUGUUUUGUUGGGUGCCCUUCUGGCUCUGGCUAGUUUAGCUGAAAGUCCAGAAUGUAGGGAGAAGAUAAGUGAACUCAACAUUGUAGAAAAUCUGCUGAUGAUUUUGCAUGAAUAUGACUUGCUUUCCAAAAGAUUAACUGCGGAGUUACUGCGCCUCCUUUGUGCCGAACCCCAAGUGAAAGAGCAGGUGAAGCUCUAUGAAGGGAUACCCGUCCUCCUUAGUCUGCUCCACUCUGACCACCUGAAGCUGCUCUGGAGUGUUGUCUGGAUUCUGGUUCAGGUUUGUGAGGACCCUGAGACCAGUGUGGAAAUUCGCAUUUGGGGAGGCAUCAAGCAGCUUCUUCAUAUUUUACGAGGAGACAGAAAUUUUGUUUCCGAUCGUUCUUCCAUUGGCAGCCUGUCUAGUGCAAAUGCAGCAGGCAGAAUCCAGCAGCUUCAUUUGUCAGAAGAUUUAAGCCCUCGGGAAAUACAAGAAAAUAUUUUUUCUCUUCAAGCAGCCUGCUGUGCCGCCCUCACCGAGCUGGUGCUCAACGACACCAACGCCCACCAGGUGGUCCAGGAAAAUGGUGUAUAUACAAUAGCAAAAUUAAUUUUACCAAACAAACAAAAGAAUGCAGCAAAAACGAAUCUAUUACAGUGUUAUGCGUUCAGAGCCUUGAGGUUUCUCUUCAGUAUGGAAAGAAACAGACCACUCUUUAAAAGACUUUUCCCCACCGACUUGUUUGAGAUCUUCAUCGAUAUAGGACAUUAUGUUCGUGAUAUCAGUGCUUAUGAAGAAUUGGUAUCAAAGUUGAAUUUGUUAGUGGAGGAUGAACUGAAGCAAAUUGCUGAAAAUCUUGAAAGCAUUAAUCAGAAUAAAGCUCCUUCGAAAUACAUAGGCAACUAUGCGAUUUUGGAUCAUCUUGGAAGUGGAGCUUUUGGCUGUGUCUACAAGGUUAGAAAGCGUAGUGGUCAAAAUCUUUUAGCAAUGAAAGAGGUCAAUUUACACAACCCAGCAUUUGGAAAGGAUAAAAAAGAUCGAGACAGCAGUGUAAAGAAUAUUGUUUCUGAAUUAACCAUAAUUAAAGAGCAGCUCUAUCAUCCCAAUGUUGUACGCUAUUACAAAACAUUUCUGGAAAGUAAGUAUGAGUUUUCAGGAUAUUUCUAA
Leptonychotes weddellii (Weddell seal) is the source of this 1944-nucleotide messenger RNA. Lineage: Eukaryota; Metazoa; Chordata; Mammalia; Carnivora; Phocidae. The record is from RefSeq and is a predicted model, not a curated record.